This is a messenger RNA of Vidua macroura (Pin-tailed whydah), 2894 nucleotides long. It is a transcript of the gene RNF166, whose product is annotated as ring finger protein 166. The transcript has 7 exons. Lineage: Eukaryota; Metazoa; Chordata; Aves; Passeriformes; Viduidae. Gene Ontology annotation, molecular function: ubiquitin protein ligase activity. Gene Ontology annotation, biological process: protein polyubiquitination; ubiquitin-dependent protein catabolic process. The record is from RefSeq and is a predicted model, not a curated record. The coding region runs from base 1 to 732 and encodes 243 amino acids.
AUGUUCCGGAGCCUGCUGGUGGCGGCGGCGCAGCGGCCGCAGGGCCCGGCCGGGCCCCCCCGCGCCGCCCCCGGGCCCGGGGCCGCGGCCGAGGCGCUGGAGGCGCAGUUCAGCUGCCCCAUCUGCCUCGAGGUUUUUCACCGCGCCGUCGGCAUCGCGGGCUGCGGGCACACGUUUUGUGGGGAAUGCCUGCAGCCCUGCCUGCAGGUGCCCUCCCCGCUGUGCCCGCUCUGCCGCGUGCCCUUCGAUCCCAAAAAGGUGGAGAAGGCUUCCAGCGUGGAGAAGCAGCUCUCGUCCUACAAGGCUCCCUGCAGAGGCUGCAGCAAGAAGGUGACCCUGGCCAAAAUGCGCUCUCACGUCUCGUCCUGCGCCAAGGUGCAGGAGCAGAUGGCAAACUGCCCCAAGUUUGUUCCUGUUGUCCCCACAUCCCAGCCUAUUCCCAGCAACAUUCCCAACCGCUCCACGUUCGUGUGCCCGUACUGCGGGGCGCGGAACCUGGACCAGCAGGAGCUGGUGAAGCACUGCAUGGAGAACCACCGCAACGACCCCAACAAAGUGGUGUGCCCGGUGUGCUCGGCCAUGCCCUGGGGGGAUCCCAGCUACAAGAGUGCCAACUUCCUGCAGCACCUGCUCCACAGGCACAAGUUCUCCUAUGACACCUUCGUGGAUUACAACAUCGACGAGGAGGCAGCGUUGCAGGCGGCCCUGGCUCUGUCCCUCUCUGAGAACUGAGGCUGAUCCCUCUCCCUGCCCUGGCUCCUUCUGGACACUCCAGGAACCCUCCGGAGCCCCACUCUGUUCCCACUGCAAUUCCCACCUUGUUUAAGAAGGUGGAGCCUCUUCAGUUGUCACAGUGAGUGAGCAGAGAGCGCUGGAGCAGGGCUGGGAUCAAUCCUUGGAUUGGCAUUCAAUAUCCGUGUUGGGAGCAUAGCCCUGUGUCCAGAUCUAUUUAUUGUUAGAUGCUCUUCGGCACACUCGUCCCUGCUCUCUGUUGCAGCAGAAUAGGAACCUGAAAAUGACAGACUGGAUGCCCAACACCCUCAUUUGGGACUGGAAUCAGCCACAUCCUUUUAAAAAGGAGGAAGGCAGCACGGAGCAUCUUUUUUUUAAACUCUCCAAGGAUUUUUCUAGAGAUGUCAGGCUGUCCUGACCCCCGUGCUGGAGGCUGGAGCUGCCUCCUUCACCUGGAUCCCAGGAUGAGACUGAGCAGUGGUUCAGAGGAGCCCUCGAGGAUGGCAUCCAGCAUCCAGGGAAACCUCUCCUUCCUCGUUUUCUACCGGCUCUUGGGACACCAAACCCUUGCCUUUUUCUACACGAAGCGAAGCCUUUUCCACGUUUUCUAGAGCGGGGUCAGAAGCUGUUCCCCUUCACUCUGCAAUAUCUGCCACCUGGGACAAGAGUAUUUUUAUGGAACACGAUGAAGAAAGUUUAUUUUUUACACAGAUAACCCAAACCAAUGAACACGUGGAUUUGGGAACGGGGCAGGAGGCAGGAGCUGGAUCCCGGAGCGGCGCGUCGGACUCUGAGGUGGGGGAAGUGCAGGGAUCUUUCUGGGCCUUUCCUGGAUCUUUCUGGGCCUUUCCUGGAUCUUUCUGGGCCUUUCCUGGAUCUUUCUGGGCCUUUCCCUUCCCUCAGCAGAAUUCCUCUGCCUGUGAGGGAGCGGGCAGGAUGGCUGGGUUGGAUCCAGGUGCUGGUUGCCCGUGGAAUUGCUGUCCAUGCAGGAUCCCAGCCCCGAGCUCCUGCUCCCCCCAGAAAUCAGGGAUUGCAUCUCCCCGUGGUAAUCCCUCCCUGGGAACGGGAUCCAAGGUGCUCCACAGCAUCCUGGUGACCCCUUCCCCCUGCCCCUUCCUCUCAGCCCUGCCUGUUGCUGCUGGAGUUGGCUCUGCAGGGCUGGGAGAGGCUGGGGGGGAGAUGGCACCAGGCACGGGGUGAGCCCUGAGGGAGGGGGUGAUUCCUGAGAGCCUUCCUGCAGGGAUUUGCAGGGAAAGGGUGGGAGAGGCCCCCUCUGCGUCUCCCUGCUCGGAGAAUUCCUGAGCUUUAUCCAAAACCUGGCUCCAGCUCUGCUCUAGCAAUACUGGCUUGGGGUUUAUUUUGGUUUUCCUAGUCCUGGAUGAUUUUGGGAUCGUGCAGGGAGCCCUCAGCUCCCCUGGCAGGGCAGGGAAAGGGCUGGAGCUGCCCCGCUCCCCUUUCUGGAGCCAGGCCAGCCAGGAGAGGUGGGAUCUUCCCUUACGUGCCCAGCAUUGCUGGCACCUGGGGAUGUCCCUGGUGGGAUGGAGAGCACUGGCAUCUUCCAGGAGGGACCUGGGAGUGUUUCCCUGUCCUGUGCUCAGCUGGGACCCUCAGCUGCUGGAGCGGCCUCCCUGAGAGCUCCGUGCUGUUGGGCCAGCACUGUUAACCUCGGGCUCCUUCCCUGCCCUCCUCCUUUUCCUCCUCCUUUUUGCCCCACAGAGACAGAGCAGGGGCAGCAAGAGCUGCUUUUGUAAAGCACUUUAAGGCCCUGGCUGUGAGGGGCCACACCAGGCUGUGCCAGGGAUCCCUCUCUGUGCCAGGGAUCUCUCUGUGCCAGGGAUCUCUCUGUGCUGGAAUCUCUCUGUGCCAGGGAUCUCUCUGUGCAGGGAUCUCUCUUGCCAGGGAUCUCUCUGUGCCAGGGAUCCCUCUCUGUGCCAGGGAUCCCUCUCUGCCAGGGAUCUCUCUGUGCCAGUGAUCAUCUCUGUGCCAGGGAUCUCUCUGUGCCAGGAUCCACAGAUCCCAGUGGCCGUGCCCACCAGUGCAUCGCCCACCACUUUUUUUGCAUAAUUAGAACUUUUAACGAGCCGUCCUGUUUUUUGAAGAGGAAUUAACUCGAUGACGUAUUUGUAGCAAACCAUUUUUCUCAAUAAAGGCAAUUUCAUCCA